This is a messenger RNA of Sinocyclocheilus rhinocerous, 2439 nucleotides long. RefSeq names its product JAZF zinc finger 1b (gene jazf1b). The record is from RefSeq and is a predicted model, not a curated record. NCBI's taxonomy places the organism in Eukaryota, Metazoa, Chordata, Actinopteri, Cypriniformes, Cyprinidae. Gene Ontology annotation, cellular component: nucleus. The transcript is spliced from 5 exons. The coding region runs from base 67 to 798 and encodes 243 amino acids.
UGCGUGCGUGCGCGCGAUCUCCUUUCCGCUCGCGUCGUGCUGCUGCUCCUCAAUGUAGCAAAGACCAUGACAGGCAUCGCCGCUGCCUCCUUCUUCUCCAACAUUUGCCAGUUCGGGGGCUGCGGACUGCACUUCGAGUCGCUGGCCGAGCUCAUCGUGCACAUCGAGGAUAAGCACAUCGAUACAGAUCCUCGUGUGUUGGAGAAACAGGAACUGCAGCAGCCCACAUAUGUCGCCCUCAGCUACAUUAACAGGUUUAUGACAGAUGCAGCACGGCGGGAGCACGAGUCUCUGAAGAAGAAAGUUCAGCCAAAGCUGUCACUCUCACUGACGGGCAGCCUUUCACGCAACUGCGUGGCCACGCCCCCUCGCCACAACAGCGGCAACCUGACCCCGCCCGUGACUCCGCCCAUCACGCCCUCGUCUUCAUUCAGGAGCAGCACCCCCACAGGCAGCGAGUAUGAUGAGGAGGAAGCAGAAUACGAAGAGUCUGACAGUGACGAGUCGUGGACCACCGAAAGUGCCAUUAGCUCUGAAUCCAUCCUCAGUUCCAUGUGCAUGAACGGCGGUGAUGAGAAACCGUUCGCAUGUCCCGUGCCUGGCUGCAAAAAGAGAUACAAGAAUGUGAAUGGUAUUAAAUACCACGCCAAGAACGGCCACCGCACUCAGAUCCGCGUUCAUAAGCCCUUCAAGUGCCGGUGUGGUAAAAGCUACAAAAGCUCUCAGGGGCUUCGACACCACACCAUCAACUUCCACCCGCCCGUCUCUGCCGACAUCAUCCGCAAGAUGCAGCAGUAGAGAGUGCCAACAUCCCCACACACACAUCACAUGUAUAUACAUCUCCACAUUCAUCCGCACCAGCAGCUGUGGCUGUCCAUGAACUCUGACUUUGACCCGUCUUGUCCUCAGUUAUUUGUCUGGAGGACAGUUUGUCUCUUUCUAUUUGACUCUUUCAAGAGUAAGACUCCUUCACCUCCCUUUUCAUUCCACUCCUCAUGAGGAGGAAACUUUAAUCUUUUUAUAUUCCUCUUCCUCAAGGAAGACUCCCGAAUCCCUGUAUCAUUCCGUACCUCCAUGCGAAGGAUUUGAUUCAACCAUCUAUCAAAACACUACAUUUUGAAUUGCAUGCUUUAAUUCUGUUAUUUUUUUAUUAUUAUUUCCUUUGCUUAUUUGUAUCUUAUUAGUUCACCGUUUUGUAUUUUUGCACAUUUGCUUAAUCUUUUUAUUUUCCUGGUCUUUAUUUUUUGAUGCUAGGUGCUUAUUGUAAGACUGACGGUAUGUUUGGAAAGGUGAGAAUCGUGACUAGAUAACCAGCCUCGCGUGAGUGAACGCGAGUCUCUGUGCGAGAAAAACAAAAGAUAGGAAAGGCUUGAAUAGUCUGAAUGUUUAUCUGUAUAAGCAACAUUCAUAGCUACAGACUGUGUAUAUAACUAUAUAUUCUAGAAGUUUCAUAGUCAGAUUUAAAUUCUAUACUUUAUUCCUAAGUUUUAUUUUGUAUAUUUUCAACCGAACUUCGGAGAUGACAAUAUCAAUUGAUUAUGGAUGUGCAGUUUUCAGUCGUGCAAAAAAGGUUUGAAAAGGUUUGAGUUAUAGCACCAAAUGACUCUCGGGUGACAAAUCGCCAGCAUUUCAAACCCAUAAUCCUGAUCUGAUAGUAUUUUAGAGUAGGCUGUUACACUCUUCCCAGGAGCGUUCUAGAACUCCACAGCGAUCUGGAGAAGAACCUAAAGCACUUUGUAAUGACCAGUUGCCAACCUGUUUAGUGCAUUUUGUAUUGCCAACGAGUUGCAGAAUGUUUUCUGCAAGUCAGCUGCGAAAUUCUAAGGACUAAUAUGGCGCUUUGGAGGUCUCUCUUUCUGAGGUUCUUUUCCCUUUUUUUUUUUUCUAGCUUAGGGAAUUCAUUCUUUCGCUAUACCUCCAGUGUGCUUGUUAGAUGUGAGAUUAUUGAAACUGGUUGCCUUGAAUUGUGGUAUACCACAGCAUUCCAGUACAGUAUAUGUGUAGCCAAGUGAUUCGGAUUGUGUAUUCAUCCGGAUUCUGGCUCGUCUCUGGUGAAUCCGUAGGACGUUUAUACCCCUAACCUGUCACUGGGAUGAUAUAUAGAGUCACAACCCAAAGAUAUUCAAGUGUGGACUCAUACCUUGAAUCAGAAAGGUACUUGAUUUGAUUUGCUUUUGGACUUGUGGGUGGUAUAAAUGAAGAGUCGCUAGAUCCUCCAGAGAUGCCGGCCAGAUCAGGGCCUGCCAAUCACUCAUUAUAACAUCACUGCAUGGACGUUGAUGUCGUUGGAAUUGCAGUAUCGGUUUAGAUGCAACAUUGUAACAGUAUUACACUGCCAGUACAGAGGGAAGUAUUUGAUAUAUUGUGUACUUAAUGUAUUGUCUCAAUGUGAGUGCUUUAAAUUAUAUUUUCUUAUGUUUCUGGACAACAAUGUUCCUA